Molecule: messenger RNA, 1906 nt
Organism: Cuscuta campestris
Lineage: Eukaryota; Viridiplantae; Streptophyta; Magnoliopsida; Solanales; Convolvulaceae
Source: the annotation of a GenBank genome assembly
GCUCCCGCCCGCUAUUUAAAGCUCUCUCAGACGACGAACUCCUUCCCAUAUCUCCUUUCACCUCUCAAUCGAUUUCAGUCCCGGACCGAAUCGAAGAUGAUAGCCUAUUUGCUAGAUCGGUACCUGCCGGAAAACGACUCUUCCGAUUCGCCGCCGGAGCACGGAAACGACGGCGUUUCUGGACUCGACGAUCUGAAGGGGAGCGUAGACUGCGGCUCAAUUUCGACCUCCUUCGCCGCGAAGGACUUCGGCGGCUUGCAUGCCGUUAAGCCGCUGGCGGUUGUUAGACCGGCCGAUGCGGAUGACGUGGCGCGGGUUGUUAGGAUGGCGUUGCGGUCCCCCUCCCUCACGGUUGCCGCCAGGGGUAACGGCCACUCCAUCAACGGCCAGGCCAUGGCAAACCGCGGCGUCGUCCUCGACAUGAGAUCCGUCCCCGGCUCCGAGCUGAACCGGAUCGCCGUCUCCGCUCAUUGCUCCGAUUCCGGCGGUGGCCCGUACGCCGACGUCGGCGGCGGCGCAUUGUGGUCCGACGUGCUGAAGCACUGCGUGUUCGGGUACGGUUUGGCCCCGCGGUCGUGGACGGAUUAUCUCGAUUUAACCGUCGGCGGGACUCUGUCCAACGCCGGCGUCAGCGGCCAGGCCUUCCGCUUCGGCCCGCAAACGUCAAAUGUAACGGAGCUGGAAGUCGUUACCGGUAACGGCGUUAGAACCGUCUGUUCUCCCUCCGUUAAUUCCGAACUCUUCUUUUCCGUUCUUGGCGGUCUUGGCCAAUUCGGCAUAAUCACCCGCGCCAGAGUCUUGCUCCGACCCGCCCCGGAUAUGGUGAGGUGGAUAAGGGUGGUUUACAGUGAGUUCGACGAGUUCACUCGGGACGCCGAGUCACUGGUGACUCGGGGCAGCUCGUUUGACUACGUAGAAGGAUUUGUGUUCGUCAACAGUGAUGACCCGGUCAAUGGCUGGCCAUCCGUGCCGAUGGACUUGGACCGGCGGUUUGAUCCGACCCGGAAACCAAAGAAUGCUGGUCCGGUUUUGUAUUGCCUUGAGGUGGCCCUACAUUACAGAAAUCACGACCAUCCCUCCGCCGUUGAUUUGAAAGUUAAGGAAGCGAUGGAAGGACUGAGCUACGGCGAGAAUUUGAGGUGGGAAACAGAUGUGAAGUACGUUGACUUUCUAUCGCGCGUGAAGAGAGCAGAGAAGUUGGCUAGAGGGAACGGGAUAUGGGAUGCCCCGCACCCCUGGCUCAACCUCUUCGUCUCCCAAUCCGACAUGGCUUGCUUCGAUCAGCUCGUGUUUAAGAACCUGCUCAAGCAUGGGGUCGGCGGCCCCAUGCUUGUCUAUCCUUUGCUUCGCUCCAAGUGGGACAGCCGAACUUCAGUGGUACUGCCGGAAGGGGAAAUAUUCUAUCUAGUGGCACUUCUCCGGUUCAGCCUUCCAUAUCCGGCCGGUCCGCCGGUCCAGCAGCUGUUGGCUCAGAACCGGGAAAUAGUCCAAACUUGCCUUAAAAACGGGCUGGAUUUCAAACUGUACCUUCCACACUACAACUCGACGGAGGAAUGGGAAAAGCAUUUCGGGAAUCAAUGGUCAAGAUUUGUCGAGAGGAAGUCAACGUUUGACCCAAUUGCUAUUCUUGCCCCUGGACAAAAAAUCUUCACCAGAAGCCAACAAUUCUGAAGUUAUUUUUUGUAAAAACACCCUAACGAUUUCCCUUGUAAAUAAAUGCUUUUCAAGUGAUUAACUACUUGUAGGAGAAUUUGUUUGGUAAUCUAGAAUAUAAUAUCUAAAAAGUUAUAUAUUUUAAUUUCUGUGUUUAAAGUCUGUUUUUUAAAAUUUAUUCUCAUUAAUAUUUUUUGAAUGAAAAUUCAAAUACUUUGAUUGACAGUUUCACAAUUAAAAUUACAAUGAAUUU